Messenger RNA from Folsomia candida, 1077 nucleotides. RefSeq names its product transmembrane protein 222. The coding region runs from base 325 to 864 and encodes 179 amino acids. Lineage: Eukaryota; Metazoa; Arthropoda; Collembola; Entomobryomorpha; Isotomidae. The record is from RefSeq and is a predicted model, not a curated record. The transcript has 4 exons.
AUCGUGCGCCAUCACCACCGCUGAUGCUGAUUUAACUUUUAGUGCAUUUAGUCAGAUUUGGUGCAACUCUUUAAGCGAGUUAUGUAGUUUUAGUGGCGUAUAAGAAGAGAGUGGAUUUCAUUACAAUAAUUCUGCAAGUCUGAAAGACGCAUUUGCCGUGUUUUGAUUAAAUUUAUGGCAUGAUAGACAAUGUGAGCCGGGAAACGGUUUAUAUGUGAUUGAAAUAUAAUGUGUGUGGUAGAUUUUUCGCUGAUUUGUGUGGAAAACAGUUAUGGCGUCAUGAAUUAUGAUAGCCGAAUAAAUGCAUGCUAAAAAUUCGUAAUAAUGGGUGGAACAACACCAGCGGAUCCAAGUGAAAGGUCUGAAGCUCAACCCAUAAUGGACGUCAAACGGUGCAAAUAUCCAAUUUCCAUUGUAUGGACGCCUAUCCCACUUCUCACUUGGUUAUUUCCUAUAAUUGGGCACAUGGGAAUUGCCUAUACCACCGGAGUUAUCCGUGAUUUUGCCGGGCCAUACUACGUCUCCGAAGACGACAUGGCGUUCGGCAAACCUACAAAGUACUGGGUUCUCAGCACAGAGAAAGUUGUGGGCGGAGGUCAGGCCUGGGACAGAGCCAUUUACGAAGCGUCGGAAGAGUACAAGACGAGGAUGCACAAUUUGUGCUGCGACAACUGCCACUCGCACGUGGCCUACGCCCUUAACCUGAUGCGCUAUGAAGGCUCCUCUUCCUGGAACAUGGUCUGGCUGGCAUUAGGAAUGGUCCUUCACGGCCGUUAUGUCAGUUUUGCAGGGUUCAUCAAGACCUGGCUCCCAUUCCUCAUUAUCGUCUCCAUCAUCCUCAUUUUCACCCUAGUCCCAUUCUGAUCCCUUCCCACGUAAUAUUUAUAGUGUAAUAUUAUUUUACUUAUUUUUGCAUUUGCAACCAGCCUAAUUAAUUUAUGCCUGUCUCAAUAAAUCAUUGUAAAAUUUACGGUAGAAAUAAUGUGCUACAAGCCUACAAAUUGUGAUGCCAUUUAUCCACAAUGAUUUAAAUUUUUGGUUGAAUAAAUGGAACGGGAGAAAGGAAGUGAAAGUUCA